Schistosoma bovis is the source of this 972-nucleotide messenger RNA. The record is from the annotation of a GenBank genome assembly. Lineage: Eukaryota; Metazoa; Platyhelminthes; Trematoda; Strigeidida; Schistosomatidae.
GCGGCUAAAGUACAUUCGAAAUUGUUUUACCCGUUUCAACUGACGCUCUAUAAUUGAAUUCUAGUUAUACGAUAUGGGGGACUAUGCUGAGGCAGAGGGUAUCGCGCUGAAACGCUUAGCAGAGGAACGGAAAGCAUGGCGAAAAGAUCAUCCCUUUGGUUUUGUAGCCAAGCCCAUGAAGAACCCUGAUGGUUCGUUAGACCUGAUGACUUGGAAUUGUAGUAUACCAGGAAAAAAAGGCACACUGUGGGAGGGAGGAUUGUUCAGUCUUAGAAUGUAUUUCAAGCCAGAAUAUCCAACAACACCACCCAAAUGCAAGUUUGAGCCACCACUGUUCCAUCCCAAUGUAUUUCCGUCUGGUACCGUAUGUCUUUCCCUCUUGGAUGAAGAAAAGCACUGGAGGCCAGCAGUUACAAUCAAACAGAUUCUCUUAGGUAUUCAAGAUUUAUUAGAUCAUCCAAAUCCUAAAGAUCCUGCUCAAGCUGAUGCCUAUACGUUAUAUAUACAAAACAGAAAGGAAUACGAUACACGAGUUAAAAAGCAGGCCGAGUCUUUUCGAAACCCCAACUUGUAACUUUCUAUAUUUCAUUGCAAGAUAUAAGAUAACCAUUUAAGUGUAAAUACAAGACAAAUCUUAUGCUUCAACAUAGUUGCUAUUCUGUUUCAUGCCCCGAUGGGCUUUUCUAUACUAUUUUCAACCUACUCAUACUUUGAAAUUGCAACUAUCUACUAGGUAAUUUUUUUACAUGCGGUGAAAUCCAUAACAUAAUAGAACUGGAUCACAUUCAUCACCAACAGUGUAUGUCUGUUGUUAGACCCGUCAUUUGUUCUAUUCCUAAUGCUGAUCGUGGUGUGUUAAGAAUGGAAAUUAUACCAAAACAUGAUGUAAACUGUUCGCCUGAAUUUCAUCAAUUAGUUACCUUGGCAGUUCUCUUUUUAAAAGCUGUCGGGUAAUGUUAGGAUGUUUGAAGA